AUGAAAAUUAUUUUGCUGGUUUUGUUCUCCAUCCAGCUUUCAUUAAGUUUACCAUCAGGCCUUAGCUUGGUAUUCUCUGAGAAAGCUAUAAAUGGAUUUAAAGCUCUUUGGCUAAAAGAAAUUUUAUCUGAGCUGCAUAACCUGGAAAUCCCAAGCCAAUGUUUUAAAACAGGCAAAGGAAUAUUGACAACAAAGUGGGAUUUAUAUGAUUUUUCUUUAACUAAUAUCCAGUUUGACAUUAAUUCAACUCAAAUAAACAUUAUUGACACAGACCAUGUUGUAGUUGAUAUAGAAGACUUUCUUUGUGAAAUAUUUUUCAAAUGAAACAGCACAAGUGAGCUGGAUGAGGAUUCAGGAUCUGCAAGCAUAAGCCUCCAAAAAACUAUUAUUAUGUCUAAAAGCACUUUAUAUGCAUCGAAUGGGCAUCUAGGUAUUACAAUUAAUGAACUUGAGCUAAAAAUUGGAAAUUUUGAUGUAGAAGUUUAUGACAGUAAAAAUGCAAAAAUUGUAAAUUGGCUUACUCACAACAUAAAUGCGAAAAUAAAGAGUAUAUUGGAAAAAGAGAUUUCUAACUCUCCUUUGUGUGAACGAACAAAAGCAUUGGAAAAUCCCUAUUUUUUGUCCAAAAACCCACCUUUCGCGAACGAACAAAAAUUUUUAUGAUAAAAUUUUUGAUAUAUAAGUGAUAAUUAUUAUGGCUAAUUCUGUUUAAUUUUAAAAUAGCUUGUAUUUAAAACAUAAAUUUUACAAAUUAAAUAAAUAUUUGCUUCCAAUUUUUGCGAUAUGGAUUUUUUUAAAUUUCGAAAAAAAAUUAUUAUAAAAUUUAUUAAAAAAAAACUAACCCCCUCUGUGAGCAAACAAAUAUUUUGGGGGAAGGGAGUAAGAAUAUAAAGCACACAGUAGAAUAUGUUAUUAAUAUUCAGCUAAGUCAAUUUCCAACACUAAUAGAAGUUCCACACACUCCUUUUUCUUUUAGUGUUGCGUUGCCAUAUGGCCCAUAUAUAAAUUCAGGCUUUAUGAAAAUUGACAUAUUAGGUAUUUUUGUAGCCAAAAAUGAGCCAAAUUUAUUUCCUCAAAUCUCAUAUACAUAAAAAUGGUGACGACAGACCACCCGACCUCUCGACCCUAUUUCCUCAAAACCUGCAGACAACGGCCCAGUGCCGAGGAUUUAGGCGGAAAAAUGGCCGGUAAUCCUUUAUUUUAUAGUCGGACUGGGUUUUCCUCGGGCUCAGGGAGCUAAUCCCUGGACUUAGAGUUUUUCCUCAGGUACAACCAUUGGAAAGGGCAAGGUCGGCCAAUGUCUGAAGGGCAAUAUGACCCUCAGACCCUGAAGACGGUAUUUGCCUAACGAGAAACUGGGAGUUUCGACCCAGGUGGUUGGCCCUUAGACUCCAGGAGCCAUGGAAGUCAAGACUGGUGCGCGAAUGCCUUGUUUGCGGCAACGAGGAAGGGUAUCCGCCGGGAUCCCUCAGGGAUGAUGAGCGUGUAGGGGUUGAAAUCCCCAGCCCUUGCGAAAGCGAAUGGCACAAUCUAAUAUAAUCUAAUCUAAUCUAAUUUCCUCAAAUCCCACUCCCUGUCGAUUUACUGCGAAAUCAAGAAAAUGAGCUUGAUGUGCAGCUUUUCAUCUCAGAUUAUACAAUAAAUUCUGCACUAUACUCAAUGUACUCUAUAGACAUGUUUGAUCUCACAAUUACCCAAAAAGACUUGCCUUCAUGAAUAAAGCUUACAACAUCAUUUCUUGAUGAAAUUUUGCCAGGGAUAGAAUCAGCAUAUGGUCCAAAACUUCCAUGCGAAGUUAAUUGUGCAGCAAAGAAAACCCCACUUUUGAAUACUCAUGAAUAUUCUCAAGGGAAUAUUCUUGGACUAGUAAGUGGAUCUGCUCUAAUUCAAUGCUCAGUAGAGGUUGUUGAUCAUGGAAAAGCAAUUGAAAUCGAAUCAACUUUAAACUCAAAAAUUUCUGUUAUUCUUGCUGAUGGAGUUUUGAAAGGAGAAAUAAUGGAAUUAAGGGUAGAAAAUAUGAAUGUUACUGAAAGUAAGCUUAGUAGUGAAAUUGAUACAGAUGGACUUUCUGAGAAUUUGAAUAAUUUGAUUGAAAUUUCUAUUCCAGAAAUAAAUGAUUCUGUAUUUGGAAAAGGAUUUAAGCUGUCUUAUCUUGAAGCUUUUAAUAUAGUGGAAUCAAAAAUGACAGUAAAAACAGGUUAUUUUCAUAUUCAAUUAGAGCCUAAGUAUCCAGAUUUAACUAAUAAAGAGUAUUUUGAGUCAUAA
Messenger RNA from Blepharisma stoltei, 2265 nucleotides. The record is from the annotation of a GenBank genome assembly. NCBI's taxonomy places the organism in Eukaryota, Ciliophora, Heterotrichea, Heterotrichida, Blepharismidae.